Molecule: messenger RNA, 2179 nt
Organism: Aspergillus ibericus CBS 121593
Lineage: Eukaryota; Fungi; Ascomycota; Eurotiomycetes; Eurotiales; Aspergillaceae
Exons: 1
Coding region: 1-2070 (689 amino acids)
Source: RefSeq, a predicted model, not a curated record
AUGGAAAGAAAACCGAAGCUCUUGGACUCUAGGGCGUGCUUUGAGGCCUUGGUGCAAUGCCAUAUGCGCUACAGCCGUCUCAAUGCUACACCAGUAGAAAUACCCCAGGAAACCGAGGUCCAAGGGGCAAUGGCAGAAACCACUGGCGAUCUCUCCGAGCUUAUUAUUGCCAUGAAAUUCUCUCUUGAGGCAGCUAGGACUCUCUCCCUUGAGGAGUUCAGUCAGUUGCUUGUGUUCUUAGGAGACCCUCGAGCCGGCUCAAAAUAUCCCCAGGGACUAUUGCAAGCCAAGCUUACACAGAGGCUCCAGGAAUUCUACUUGAUAGAACAACAAAUGUCUGGUCUGCCUUCUAAUGAGCUCUCUAUCCCGGGGGGCCCUGUCGAUGCGGAUUUGGGAAUUGCCCUGCAUUUGGCGACGGGACGAGAUAUAUCUAGAGAUUUUUGGGACCCAAGAAGCGCCUCUAUUAGUCUACUUCAAGAGAAAGGCAUGAGUGAUCGGUUUACAUUUGGGUAUGACUGGCACUGGAGGGCAGAGGAAGCAUAUCUUGACAGAAGCGAUUGCCCUGUGCGAAAGUGGCCGAGGCAUCUUAGGGAACUUCACGAUCAGAUGUCGGCUGAUAUCCUUGGGAUGCUAUCGCUCCCAUUCUUGAUUACAGGCUCGGCAUGCACGAGGACGAACCUAAGCAAAACCCUUAAAGAAACAAACAAACGCCUAGAGAUCCCAAUAUCACUACAUACUACACUGAAAUUCGACCUCGAUUUCCGAAACAACUCCUUACGCCGGAUGAUUGCUCAUGUCUACCACCCAUCCUCUGGGUUCACUGCCAAGAUAUCAAUGAGGGAAAGCAUGGCUUCCCAAAUUGAUGCAGGCCUCAACUUCUUUCUCUGGCUAACAGGAAGAAGCUAUGAUGCAAAUUCUUUUCGUCGCACGUACUCCCAGGCUGGCCCUUGCAGGAAAAAGUCCGCACCACUCGCGGAGAUGUACUCAUACAUAAGAAAAGAACGUGAAGAGCAAAGAAAUCUAAAGCUGUCAGAAUACAGCCCUUCAUUUCUCGGUUGGGUAGGCAGGUAUCUAUUUCAGGACCCGGUUACUAUCCUUUUGUGCGGAAACUCUGUCGCCGUUGCAGCGCUUUGGAAAAUUCGAACGAAAAUGAGUAUCUCUCGUCAGAGGCAUAUCUUAAGAGCAAGAACACAAAAAGAGCUUGAACGAGAACAAGAGAGUGGAAAUAUUUCAGAAGGCUUUCGCUCCAAUCAAGGACAAUGUUUGUUUCAUGGAAAAGCCGUCGUCGUGCUCAAGAGUGGUUACGUCAAACUUGCUGCACCAGCGCACGAUUUUAGAUUACAUUUCCGCAUGGCCGCUAGAGAAGCGAGGAGGAUUCUAGCUUUGCAGAAGGAGACAAAAAUUUACUUUUUUCCCUAUGAGGUUGUCCUACGUGUGGACAAUAGCACAGUGUACCGAAAGCCAAUCGAACGAUUGUUGGCGUCUGUGCACGGUGAGGAAUGGCUUGUCCAGAUUGUCAGCGAAUUAAAAGUCAUUCAAGGAGGGUUGGCUAAAGAAACAGGCUCUGGGCAGGUCAUUCCAGAGGCUAGGCUUGCUGUGAUCCCCCACGAUAAUCGUCUUGGUAACAGUUGGAGGAAUGGUGAACUACAGAGAAAACUAUCCAUCGGCAGUAUUUUCCCAUGCACGGAGAUAAGUAACUCGGCAAAGGUGGGACGGGUCUAUUUUAAAGGACUGCAACUGUAUGUUCCUCAAAAAGCCGACUUCAACACCGUCUUUGUCCAGUGUGAUCUAGUACCCGAAGGGUUUCGGCACCCCAACGCUUGUCCUGCUGAAUCCGAUACGAAUGACCCAGCGAAUCGCCUUGGUAUCAGGGUAUGUUAUAAGGUCAGGGGUUCAAGUGAGCGGAGUGAAUUCUGGGCAACCAUGGAUGGAGAGUGCAACACCAAGAUAUUGAACUCACUGGUUGAUUUUUUAGAUGGUAGGAGUGAGGAAUGGACCGAGAAGCAACCUCGUCGGUUUUUGCCAAGGAACAUCCUCAAGGGAAGAAGGAAGAUAUCCUAUACAAGCUAGGAUCGCUGUCUUGCCAUGCUUUUGCUUCUUGUCCUAAUUUGCACCCUUCACUCGGACGGAGGGCUUUCGGGUCAACAUAAAGUUCUCCAAGUGACUGUAAGCAUAUGAC